ACUCGCGUGAGUUGCCGUAUCCAUAUGAGCUGCAGCUAAGUGUUCGCUCUCUAAGCUGCGGAAUGAGAAAGACUCUUUUGAGGAAUGUGAACGUGACGUCUGCGGACGAGCUGUAACUGCUGAAGUUUGGGAUUUGCGCGUUGGAGUUGGCACCUGAGUUGUUGAGUUGUGAUCCUGCUGCACUCCUCCACCAUGGACUUGGUUUGGAUUGUGGGCUUCGUGGUCAGCGUUCGCCUCUGGCUGGCUUCGGCAGAGCGACACAGUGUCUACUGGAACAGCACGAACCCAAAAUUCCUGUGGGACGACUAUGCUGUGGAGGUGAAGCUCAAUGACUACUUGGACAUCGUGUGCCCCCAUUACCCGCAGGGCGAGGUGCCGCUGCUGGACGCGGAGCGAUACGUGCUCUACAUGGUCGAGCAAGAGGAUUACGACGCAUGCAAGCCCCAGUCCUACGACCAGAUGCGGUGGGAGUGCGGACAUCCGUUCGCUCCUCACGCCCCUGAGAAGUUCUCCGAAAAGUUCCAGCGCUUCACUCCGUUCACACUGGGGAAGGAGUUUCGUCAAGGAGAGAGCUACUAUUAUAUUUCCAAGCCGCUCCACCAUCACGGGCAGGAGUGCCUCAGGCUCCGGGUGGACGUCGUCGCUGCCGACGGCUCUCAAGAGGCCAGAGUGGCUAAAGGCGGCUCAGAUGCGUCUGCAGUGGGAGCCGGGGGCGGAGUUCACAACCCGUCCAACAGACUGCCUGCAGCAGACGACCCGGUGGUGAGCUUGCCAGAUGUCCAGAAGAGCACGCGGACGAAUGCUUCGGCUGCGCUCACGUCGCUGUCAGCGCUGUCGUUCCUGCUGCCCUUCUCGUUGUUGCUAACAAUGCUCUGAGAGUGAACUGUAUGAAGACAUUUGUCUGAUGAUGACAAUGAAGCCAGUCGUUGGGAUCGAACCACCGACUCAAAAGAGUUUUUCGUGCCCAGUGCCGGACGCGGGGAGGAAUCUUGUAACAGACAGGAGGGCCAAGCGGACGCUUAAGAGAGGGUUUCCCUCUCCUGGCCGGACCCUCGAGGAUCGACGUCCUCAGCAUAUGAAGAAGAAACGUGACAUAACCUCUGACCCACAGAAAAGUCAUCUUUCCAACCACAUGUGUUGUUUGCCAUCUGUGGUGUUGUAAUCGUUGGAGUGGAUCAGUCGACCUGGUGAACCCUUCAGAUGUAGCACGAAGGCUGUUCUCUUCACACCCAUUCCUCAGCUCACUCAGAGACAACUGCAGACAUCUGACGCUCUUUCUCACUCCACGAUGAACCAUGGACAGUCGGUGAAGAUGAUUUAUAGCGGCUGCAUCGAAGAGACUUUUGGCUGUGUGUACCAUGUGCUCACGGAAUGUUGGAGGAGAUCAGUCCUGAGUGCUUGGAAGCUAGACUGAGUGAUGUUGCGAGGAUCAAAGUAUUUCUGGCCAAAACUGAGACGUUGUUUGCUGCAGAGAGGCUGGACUUCUCUGUUUGCUGGUCCAUUUGUCAUCUCACACUCAACAAGACCAUCUCCACACUCGCGCCGCAGCUGUCGUUGAUUUCAUUUGGGUUUCCGUGUCAGAUGAAUCUUCCUCCACAAAUCCCAACAGUGUUUACAAGUUUUUUUCUUAAGUGACUUUGUACAUGUGUAAGUAAAGACGUGUUAAAUAUGUAAAUACAUAGAUGGCUAUAUAAGAGACCCUGUUUGAUAUGGUAAAUGUGAAAAGUUCUUGUGACAGAAUAAAUAUUUUUGGGAAAACCAGACAAAGCUUUGG
Molecule: messenger RNA, 1774 nt
Organism: Synchiropus splendidus (mandarinfish)
Lineage: Eukaryota; Metazoa; Chordata; Actinopteri; Syngnathiformes; Callionymidae
Gene: efna1a
Product: ephrin-A1a
Exons: 5
Coding region: 193-876 (227 amino acids)
Biological process (GO): axon guidance; ephrin receptor signaling pathway
Cellular component (GO): plasma membrane
Molecular function (GO): ephrin receptor binding
Source: RefSeq, a predicted model, not a curated record